Biomphalaria glabrata is the source of this 843-nucleotide messenger RNA. RefSeq lists its product as uncharacterized. Lineage: Eukaryota; Metazoa; Mollusca; Gastropoda; Planorbidae. The record is from RefSeq and is a predicted model, not a curated record. Bases 66 to 665 code for a protein of 199 amino acids. The transcript is spliced from 6 exons.
GGCAAACCUUGGCUUCAACUUCAAGCUCUAGCUGUGUAUUUUUGGUGUGUUGCUUGAAAAACAAAAUGCAUCGUCUUCUACUGCUGUGUUGUAUAUCUACAGUACUAACUAUUUCUGACGCAGCGAAUGUAGCCAAGAGAGACGAGCAAUGCACCGGGUUGUUACAGUGUUCUGCUUUACUUUCGAAAAUGGAAACAUCCAGCUUUGGUCCUUUGCAUGAUAAAGAACAAUACAAACAGCUAUGCCAGAAGAACGGUGAACUACAAAAGUGUUAUAACGACAACAAAGAUGACUGCGAAGAUUUAACUUUGUCCAACAUGCUUCAUGGAGGAAUUCAGACGAUAGACUUUUUUUGUUCGGCAGAGGGCAAAGAAGAGCUAGAUUCUAUCAAAGACUCUCCAUGUGUCGAUGAUCAAACGACUUUCUUGUCAGCCAAAGAAGAAAUGAAGAAGUGUGAGCAGACUUUCCAGAAACAGUUUCUGGUGGCUAUGUCUAGUGAGGAAAAAAUGGAGUCAUUCAAUAUCUGUUUGCACUUAGAUCAACUGAGAAGUUGCAUUCUGGGAUCAGUGGAAAAUCAUUGUGGCCAAAAAUUUGGCAUCAUUGCUCGAAAACUUUUUGACAUUGAAUACCAGCCUUUUGCCACGGAGUUGGAUUGUGGUCAAUAAGUUCGUCACAUCUGUACUCUGAAAUCCAGGCUCGUUCCCUUGAUCAUCUCUGGUGUCAGAAGAAGACGUUAAAUGUCGACCAGCUUCACGGUUCAAAUCUUUUGAUGUCCUGGAUUUAAAAAAAAAUGAAUUUUUCAAAAUAUUCUUUUUUAACUAUAUCCAAUGCAUUUCAAAAAAU